CUUCGAUCGGCUGGCUCUAGUACAAAAAUGAAAAUAUUUAUAAGUAUCAUCACGACUUUGUUAGUGAACCCGAAUUCUAUGUCUGUCUCAGGAGAGGAGAUAAUACCAGAUUCAAUAAAUCCCGUGUGCUUCCAAUUCACGUGGCCAGGCCCUAGAUAUGACAACACCAGUCAAAUUAAUAUAGAUUGUAAGAAACUCAACGAGCCGUGCUUUAAACCGAUUGUUGCUACACAACGUUUUGAAUUCAACGAAUGUUAA
Molecule: messenger RNA, 258 nt
Organism: Cotesia congregata
Lineage: Eukaryota; Metazoa; Arthropoda; Insecta; Hymenoptera; Braconidae
Source: the annotation of a GenBank genome assembly